This is a messenger RNA of Tigriopus californicus, 1320 nucleotides long. RefSeq lists its product as uncharacterized. The coding region runs from base 291 to 1181 and encodes 296 amino acids. The transcript is spliced from 4 exons. NCBI's taxonomy places the organism in Eukaryota, Metazoa, Arthropoda, Copepoda, Harpacticoida, Harpacticidae. The record is from RefSeq and is a predicted model, not a curated record.
UCACCAAAACAAAAGCCACUCGGCAAUCGUUUGGCCAUCGUACAGUGUUGGAGGCAAAGCACGGUACAGUCUGUCGUCUGUACGUUGCCGCACAGUCCUUUCACUCGUCCAAGAUACACACCUCAAACGUUUUUGUCUCUCUGAACUGGCUUCUUUCUGGCAAACAUUCCUGCAACGGCGAGCAACUUGGCAAUACAAUCAAUAAAAACUUGCCAGUAUCAAUCUUGUACCUGAGGUCUUAGGGAAUCGGCCUUUCUUGGAUCAUUAUCUGCAAUACUGUGGGAACCAAUAUGACGACUGUGAUCAAAUUUGUGCCUGCCACCAAAACCGGUCCCUUUAGCCGGCUCAUAGGAUCACUGGAUUUCAAGGGACAAGGAACGAAACACCCUUUAGAGGUCUUGGAUCCAUUUGUUCUCUGCGAUGAUUCGGGCUCCAUCCAAGGCAAAGGAAAACCUCCCUUUGGACUUCAUCCUCACUAUGGGCUGAUUGCCAUUUCUUCAGUAUUAGAGGGCGCCUUCUCCGAUGAGGACAACAUUAACGGGCUCUCCGGAGAGUUCAACGAAGCCGGAAGUGUCUAUGCGGUCUCGGCCGGCCAAGGGCUGUGUCACUCCGAGGUCACUCAGGUUGAUGGACCAAGUCGCUUAAUUCAAACGAUCGUUAAGAUCCCUCAAGACAAACUUGAGUUCCACCCUGAAAUCUCAAAAGUGAAGGCCGCUGACGUACCCAAAAUCCAGCUUCCAGGUGGAUAUUUUUCCCUCCUGGUUGGUAAACUGGACAUCUACCAAUCCCCCAUCUGCCUUAAAGCCAUGCCAAGAUUCAUUCUUGGACGGUUGUUCGUGGAACCAAAGACAGUUUGCUCACUCCCAAUGGAUUCAGACCUUGAACACGGUUUUGCCUAUGUCCUCAAAGGAAACGGCGGAAAAAUUGCUGGAGAAAAUAUUGUUUCAGAUCCUGGUGUGUACCUGUUUGAAAAUAGUUCCGGUCUCUUAAGCGUGGAAAAUUCCGACUCGAGCUCGAUUUUGGAACUUUUUGUGGGCGCCGCUCUGAAGUUGAAUGAGCCGUGGGUGAAAUUGCUCGGUCACAAUGGUUUCAUCAUUGCUGAGAAUGAAGAAAAAGCCCAAUCCGUCAUGGCUAAGGUUGAUAACGCAGGUGUCAAGAACUUCAAUUAUAAGACCUUGUGAUUUGACAAGUUUCGAGAUUGCCGAAGCAAAAAAGUGAUUGGCCAUCCUUCGAUAAUCUUUGCACAAUCAAUUGAACAGGACCUAAUAUCAUUUUCCUUGUGGAAGAUCGAAUUGAAUUAAACUCAAUCACAAUACAAAA